AUGUACGGAACAUUAAAACUUCAAAGAAAGGAAGUUCCUAAAGCACUGUUGACAAAAAAACUUCAAAAAGGGCAAAUGCUUGCUUACCAGAGGGGAAAAGUGUGCAUUACGAAAUGGAUGGACAAAAAAGCCGUGUCUCUCAUAUCUACAAUACAUAAUGCGGAAAUGGUUCAAGUAUCCACUUCGACGAAUGAAAUUAAACGAAAAGCUAAAGUAGUUAUGGAGUAUAAUAAGACAAUGGGUGGUGUAGAUCGAAUGGACCAGAACCUAAGUAAUUAUCCUGUAAUAAAGAAACGAGGAAAGAAAUACUACAAAAAAAAUAUUUUUCAUCUUCUAGACAUCUGUUUAUGGAACGCUUAUGUUUUGUAUAAAAAGCACGGCGGUAAAGAUACGAAUUUACAGUUUCGAUUGGAAAUUAUCGAUCGACUUAUUGAAAGGCAUGCAGCAGUAGAAGAAAGAAAAGGCCGUCCUGGAUAUUUACCAACUCCACUAAGACUAACAGAAAGACAUUUUUUAGAGGUUAUUCCACCUACAGAGAAAAAACUAAGACCCGCAAGACAGUGUUAUGUGUGUUCAUUGAAAAAAAAUGACAACGGCAAAAGAAUUAGAAAAGAGACAAGGUAUUUUUGCCCAGACUGUGAUGUUGGACUGUGCCUGUCGCCUUGCUUUAAGAUAUAUCACACUAAAUCAGAUCUUUAA
This is a messenger RNA of Stegodyphus dumicola, 699 nucleotides long. Its product is annotated as piggyBac transposable element-derived protein 4-like. Lineage: Eukaryota; Metazoa; Arthropoda; Arachnida; Araneae; Eresidae. The record is from RefSeq and is a predicted model, not a curated record.